GCAGGUGUUAAACCGAAACUACCCGCAUGUAAAUAUCACACUCAGUUUUCAAGGCAAUGCUUACAGAACGCAUAACAAACUGAGAGUUUCGGUGAAGCUCUUCCUGUUAUCAAGUGUAAAAAAAAAAAAAAAAAAAAGUUUCCGCCGAUAGUGAAUUCUGUUUAUUCAUUGAACUUCUUGCAUAAGGCAGUGAUGCCUCAGAUCACGUCAGGUGUGAUCAUGCAGCUGACGCUCCUGCUGUCAGCUCUACCUGCACAGUAUCUCAUCUCCAAAUGGACGAGCGGCACCGAGACACAACGACACAUCGCCACUCAAAGAAUACUUGACACAUGGGACUCCAUAAGAAAAUCCUACUUGAACACAGCUGCUUGGGUUGACUGGCUCAAUACCUGGAUUCCCAAACUACCGUACUUCAGAGAUGAAGAGGAGCAAUACCAAACUCUGGAAGAAACACUGGCGGUUGAGCUGAUGAUGCAUGACAACGAGCACGGAUACUUUGCAGUGUCAAAGGAGGUGCGACGCCCCAGGCCGGCAUAUGUGCUGCACCGUGUAGGUCAAGUUGUGAUGGAGAGAGAGAAUCGGAUGGUGGGGGUGAUCAUGGGAUGGGAUGCAGGACUCAGAGCCCCACCAGAGUGGAUCAAGAGAAAGAAAUACUCAGACUCAGAGCUGGAGAGAGCCAAGGACACUCCUCAUUACAGAAUUGUGUUCAGUGGACCUGAUUCUUCAUCAGUACUGAUUGGAUACAUUCCCCAGUAUAAUGUCAAGCUCUUUCAAGGCUUUCAGCCGGACAUUCCUAGAUUCCUAGAGCACUACUUUUCACACUUCGAUGGGGAAAAGUUUGUUAUGGAAGAAUGGUUGCAAGAAAUCUACCCUGAUGACUGAAGGACUUAAACCUUGAGAGAGGUUUUAAAAACACUUUGAAAUGCUUGGAAACAUGCAAGAUGACUGUAACCCUUGAUUGACAGUAUUGGUUCUUUUUUUAAG
Messenger RNA from Carassius carassius (crucian carp), 984 nucleotides. RefSeq lists its product as uncharacterized. Gene Ontology annotation, molecular function: DNA binding. The transcript is spliced from 7 exons. Bases 193 to 882 code for a protein of 229 amino acids. The record is from RefSeq and is a predicted model, not a curated record. Lineage: Eukaryota; Metazoa; Chordata; Actinopteri; Cypriniformes; Cyprinidae.